Mytilus californianus (California mussel) is the source of this 1045-nucleotide messenger RNA. Its product is annotated as myosin-10-like. The transcript has 14 exons. The record is from RefSeq and is a predicted model, not a curated record. Bases 89 to 1045 code for a protein of 318 amino acids. Lineage: Eukaryota; Metazoa; Mollusca; Bivalvia; Mytilida; Mytilidae.
GCUUUCUACAAAGACAGUUGAACAUCAACAGGAAAUUCGUCAGCUGAAAAAUUAAUUUAGUAGCAAAAGGUCAAAAGAAAAUGCACAAAUGUCAGAACUAAAAGAAAAACAAAAUGAGUUCAGAGAACAAAAAACAAGAAAGCUUGAAGAGCAGGUGCAAGACCUAAAUAAAAGGCUUUCAAAUAAUACAGAUGGACAUCAACAGGAAAUUCGUCGGCUGAACCAAGAAUUUAGUAGCACUAGAAUACAAGAUAGUGCUCAAAUAUCAGAACUGAAGAAACAAAAGGAAGCACUGGAACAGAAAACACGAAAGUUGGAAGAGGACGUACAAGAUCUAAAUAAAAGGCAUUCAAACAUUACAGAAGGACAUCAAAAAGCAAUUAGUCUGCUGAAACAAGAUUUAAGUAGCACAAGACUAAGUGAUAAUGCCCACACAUCCGAACUGAAAAAAGUAAAGGAGGCUUUGGAACAGAAAGCUAGAAAACUUGAGGAGCAAGUACAGAUCCUCAAUAACAGGCUUUCAAGUAAAACAGAUGAACACCAGCAAGAAGUUCGUCAGCUGAACCAAGACCUCGGUAGCAUUAGAACAAAAGCAAAUGGAAAUAUAUCAGUUCUGAAAAGCCAAAAGGAAGACUUAGAACAGAAAACAAACACCCUUGAAAACGAAGUACAAGACCUUAAAAACAGGCUUUCAAGUAUUACAGACAGUCACCAACAAGAAGUUAAUCGGUUGACACAGGAACUUAAUAGCAGCAGAAUGGAAACUAAUGGACAAGUAUCAGGACUGGAACGAGAAAAGGAGACUCUGGGACAGAGAAACAAUUACCUUGAACAGCAAGUACAGAGCCUUGAAUACAGAAUGUCUAUGCAGGAUAGUAAGAUUUCUGGGAAUCAGGGACUGAUUGACGAUUAUAAGCAACAGAUUUCGAAGUAUCAGCAACAAAUUGAAUGUUACCAGAAUCCGAUCUCAUAUUUAUUUGCAUGUACUACAUGCAGCAACACUAUAGUUACAUGCGUUCCUCGCAAUUCUACACCAAUGCCGUAA